AUGGCUGGAGAUUCAACAAAGAAACAGAAACUCGAGCCUUCGAAGGGGGUCUCAAAACCCCUGAAGAUUUUCAGCCCUUUCAGGUCCCUAGGCAAUGUGUCCAACGAGGUGCCCUUCGCAGUGGGCACUUUGGGUUCAACUUUCUAUAUAGUCACUUCAGUUGGGAGAUCUUUUCAAAUUUACGAUGCUUCCACUUUGCACUUGCUUUUUGUUUCCCAAUCACAAACCCAAGGCAAAAUUUCGGCGUUAGCUGCUCAUUUCCACUACGUCUAUGCCGCUUCUGGCACCAAAGUGGGUAUUUAUAAAAGGGGCCGUUUGGAGAUGGAGCUUGAAGUGCCAUGUUCUGCCUCUGCCUCAAUCAACCAUUUGCUUGUGUUUGGAGAGUACUUGAUUGCUGCCUCGAGUGACGGCCAGAUUAAUGUGUUCAAGAAAGCAGCCGGGUCCAAGAUUCCCUCAGAACAUUACACCACUAUCAACAGCAUAAAACCUAAGUUCGAUGGAGAUAUCGUCGGGUUGACUCACCCUCCUACGUACCUCAACAAGAUUGUCGUCGCUACAACUAACGGUAUCCAUCUUAUAAAUGUGCGUACCGCAAAGUCCAUCUACAAGUCGCCAGAGAACCAAUUUGGUGAGCCCCUUUCUGCCAUUGAAUUUGCACCUGCUCUUGAUAUUAUUGCGCUUGGAACGGGCUCAGGUAGUGUGUUCUUGUACAAUUUGAAAAAAGGUUCUAUUUUGGGCGAGCGAAUCAUCGCUUCUCCUCCCGAGACGGCUGCAAAGGUGAAUGCCAUUUCCUUCCGUACGGAUGGAUCUCACCAUCUUGUGGCUGCUUUGAGCAACGGUGAUCUCUACUUCCACGAUCUAGUCAAAAGGAACAGGGUUCAUGUUCUGAGAAACACUCACGCUGAGCCCACAGGCGGUGUUGCCAAUGCCAAGUUCUUAAAUGGCCAGCCAAUUGUUGUUACCAACGGCGGAGACAACCAGUUGAAGGAACUUGUGUUCGACCCUCCUCUCUCGACUACAAACAGCUCUGUUGUCUCUCCUCCUAGGCAUUUACGUUCUCGUGGUGGGCAUUCAGCACCACCCGUCGCCAUAGUGUUCCCCAACGAAGAUAAGUCUCACUUCGUUUACUCUGCUUCUAAGGAUAGGUCAUUGUGGUGCUUUUCGAUGAGAAAAGACGCUCAGGCUCAGGAGGUAUCUCAGAGAUCUCCUAAGGAUUCUAAGAAGAAGGGCGGCCCAGUUGCUCUGAUGCGUGAAAAAGUUCCAGAGAUCACUACGCUUGCAAUGUCUGUUGCCAGAGAGGGGGACUGGGAGAAUAUGGUAACGGCUCACAAGAAUGAAAUAUUUGCGAGAACCUGGGACUCUAAGCACAAACGCAUUGGUCGCCAUGAACUUGCAACUGUGGAUGGCGGUUUUGCCAAAGCAGUAUGUGUUUCCCACUGCGGUAACUUUGCUCUCGUUGGCUCUUCUAAUGGUGGAAUCGGUGCCUAUAACUUGCAGUCGGGUUUGCUCCGAAAAAAGUAUAUGUUACACAAGAAUAAAGCAGUCACUGGCUUGGCUAUCGAUGGUAUGAAUAGAAAAAUGGUCAGCUGUGGUCUUGAUGGAAUUAUUGGAUUCUAUAACUUCUCAGAGUCCAAGUAUCUCGGGAAACUUGAGCUUGAGGCACCCAUCACGAAGAUGGUGUAUCACAAGGGCUCCGACUUGGUUGCAUGUGCUCUCGAUGAUUUGAGCAUUGUUGUUGUUGAUGUCGUCACUCAGAAAGUUGCCAGAGUUCUUUUCGGACACAGCAACAGAAUCACAGACCUUGACUUUUCACCUGACGGACGCUGGAUUGUAAGUGUCAGUCUUGACGGCACUUUAAGAACCUGGGACAUCCCAACUGGUGGAUGCAUAGAUGGUAUCCGCCUUCCUAACGUGGCCACCAAUGUCAAGUUCUCACCAAUUGGAGACUUCUUGGCUACUACGCAUGUCUCCAGCAAUGGCAUAUCGCUCUGGACCAACAGAACACAAUUCCAUCCUGUUUCUACUAGACAGAUGGAGGAAAUUGAGUUUUCUACUGCCCUUUUACCAAAUGUUUCUGGAGAAGGUGGUGCAUCUAUCAUCGAAGGAGCUUUGGACAUCACGGAACAAGACGAGCUUGAUAUUAACCAAGUUUACCAUUCCGUCGAUCAGAUUAACGAUGAUCUCUUGACGUUGCAUGUCGGAGACAGAAACAAAUACUCGAACAUAUUGCAUCUUGAUAUCAUCAAAAAGAGAAAUAAGCCUAAGGAGGCUCCAAAAAAGCCCGAAAAAGCACCAUUUUUCUUAUCAUUGAGUGGUGAAGCGGUUGGCGAUCAAGCCAUUGUUGCAGAAAAUGGGUUGACCAAAUCUUCGAAUGGUAGUUCAACAUCCACUGAAGACUCACGCCUUAGAGCACUUAAAGAAACCGGAGAGCACAACUUUGAGUCUCAAUUCACUCGUCUGCUUAGAGAAGGCAGCGAGUCGAAUGACUAUAAGGAAUUCAUUGAUUUUUUGGUGAAUUCUGCUCCCUCGCUUAUAGACCUCGAACUCCGCACGUUGAACACGUUCCCCCCUUUGCGUGAAAUGACCAACUUCGUCAUUUCCAUGAACCAAGCGUUUGAGUUAAACUCCAACUACGAUGUUUUGCAGGCCAUUUUUGGCCUCUUCUUGAAACACCAUGGCGACGUCAUAUACGCCCAUCCAGAAGAAGAAGAAUUACACGAGGCGCUCGAGAGAUGGGGACAAUUGAAUCAGCAGAAAGGUGACAAACUCGAGGAGCUUGUCAAGUAUUGCUCUGGUGUCAUCAAUUUUGUGUCUACCGUGUAA
Molecule: messenger RNA, 2823 nt
Organism: Candidozyma auris
Lineage: Eukaryota; Fungi; Ascomycota; Pichiomycetes; Serinales; Metschnikowiaceae
Gene: UTP21
Product: rRNA-processing protein
Exons: 1
Coding region: 1-2823 (940 amino acids)
Biological process (GO): rRNA processing
Cellular component (GO): small-subunit processome; Pwp2p-containing subcomplex of 90S preribosome
Molecular function (GO): protein binding
Source: RefSeq, a predicted model, not a curated record